This is a messenger RNA of Gekko japonicus, 1247 nucleotides long. Its product is annotated as chromosome unknown open reading frame, human C15orf62. The coding region runs from base 208 to 741 and encodes 177 amino acids. The transcript is spliced from 2 exons. The record is from RefSeq and is a predicted model, not a curated record. NCBI's taxonomy places the organism in Eukaryota, Metazoa, Chordata, Lepidosauria, Squamata, Gekkonidae.
GAAGAGUGGAGGAGACACAGCCACUGUCCCAAGGCAGGAAACCACUGACACACCUGCAUUUUGAUUGUGCUUCCUUCACAAAUCUACUCUUGGCUCCUCUUCGGGUCCACCAUCUCACAGAAGUGUUAAAGAAAGGAGAUGCUCCUGACUUUUAGAACCUCAUUUUAGCUUGAGACCAAGGCCUGAGGCCUCCUUCACUCUGUCACCAUGGACACUUGGCGGAGAGGAUCCAUCAGGUCCUCGGGCUUCUUCAAGCGUCUCUCACUCCGGAGGAAUAAGAAACUGGGCAGUCAAGUCAUUAUCUUGAAUCAGAACAGCCAAACGCUAGACUCCAAUGGACAAUACAACAAAAGGGAGCUCCUAAAAGACCUGAAAGGGAAGUCGAACUACUUGUCAUGUCAGAGUGAGCAAAACCUCGCCAGCAAGACGCAGCCACCUCCCAAACCACCACGGCUGUACCUAGACAGUGCCAGCUGCCCCAAUAUAAUAGACCACACUGAUUCGCCCUCGGCAGAAAAUUCCUUUCCAAGCACUUCACGUCACUCCCAUAAGGCCACUCAGACGCAUCCAGAUCUUUUUUGCAAGAACCAAGCUAUAGACUGGUGCUACUCUGAAACCAUCUCAUGGCAUGGUACGCCUGAUCCAUCGGACUCUUUCUUUUCUUUCAAACUAGACUUGGGCCCCUCACUCCUUGAAGACAUUCUGCAGACACUCAAAAGUAAGAAUUUGUUAUUGAAUUAAUUACCACUUAAACUGUUCUAGCUGAAACCAAGGAAUUAAUAAUCCUCCUGGACUACUGGUUCUCCUUCACUGUCAGUACACACCCAAGGCAUUUUAGGUGGACCACUGAGCCUUUUACAGUACACUAGCCAGGAAAAAACACCACCCUGUUUUGGAUACCAUUAGAACCACUGCCAUUCUUCUCAAACUUGCAAUCAUUUCUCCUUUCUAUCUCAGUCUGCUUCACUCUGGGGUGCAGGGAAUACACUGGUACCCUUGAGCGGUUUCAGAGUCUAGAGCAAAUGUGCAUGCGCAGGAAGAGUGUGUGGUUGUGGCACAACAAGGAAUUCCAGGUUUGUUUGAACAUCAUCUCCACAAUCUCGCCUAGGUAUAUAUCAAAACCAAAGGUGUGACAUAAAAGAUCGGUCAGAAACAGAAGCAAGAGCAUUUAAACCAGAAGUAGAUGCAAUUCAGAAUAUAAAGAUUGUCUUUUAUUCCAGUGCGUAUUUGUCUUCAUUAAUUCUAAU